Didymodactylos carnosus is the source of this 1050-nucleotide messenger RNA. The record is from the annotation of a GenBank genome assembly. NCBI's taxonomy places the organism in Eukaryota, Metazoa, Rotifera, Eurotatoria, Philodinida, Philodinidae.
AUGUCUUAUCCUCCAUUCGAGUUUGGUAAAUCCCGUUAUGAUCUGAAUACGUAUUGGGGCAGAUUCUGGCAUUUUAUGAAUGUUAUUGAUCCCAGAACACUUCUUGUAUCAAAUACUAAAUUAGCUGAAUGUCAAAAAUUACUGUCUCAGCAUCAAUCUGGCACAUUAUCUUCAACUAUUACCGACAAAGAUUUAUGGGAAGCACAAAAAGUUGUACAGGCUAUGGUUCAUCCCGAUACUGGACAAAAAAUAUUUAUGCCAUUUAGAAUGGCAGAAGUAUCAAAGAAUUCGUUUUUCUUGUUCGAAGGUUAUGUUCCAUUCGGUACUCCGAUCGUUGUUGGUAUGUUGAUUCCUCAAGCGUCGCUUAGUCAAAUUAUAUUUUGGCAGUGGCUAAAUCAGAGUCAUAAUGCCGGUGUCAACUAUGCGAACAGAAAUGCUACACAAGUAAUCACAAUUACUUCUAGUAUCCAUCAUUUCUACCUUGUACUUCACAUUAAGAAUACUCCAAUAUCAAAAUUUGCUAUCGGAUAUUUAACUGCAGUGACAUCGGCUGUAUCAAUUGCGGUUGGAUUAACUUUAUUAAUUCGUCGAGCAAAAUCUUUAUCACCGGGUUUGAAAACUGUUGUUCAACGUUUUGUACCAUUGCCAGCUGUUGCUUGUGCGAGUACUUGUAACGUUGUGUUUAUGAGAUUUCAUGAAUUAUUUGAUGGAAUUGAAGUUAUUGAUCAAAACAAUAAUCCUGUUGGUGUCUCAAAAAUAGCAGCAAAAAAUGCACUAAAGGAGAUGGCAAUGACUCGAGCAUUUUUACCUGUUCCAAUAUUAUUUUUUCCGCCUAUUAUUAUGAUGGCAUUCGAAAAAAAUUUAUUACGUCGUAUACCACGUUUGAAUUUACCGCUGAACGUGUUAGCGUGUACUUUAUCAUUUGGAUUAGCCUUACCGUUAUCAAUUAGUCUGUUCCCACAAAAAUCUAAAAUUUUAACGCGUGAUUUAGAAAGUAAUAUACAAUCAAAAACGAAUUUAGAAUAUUUGUACUACAAUAAAGGACUGUGA